CUCUCUCCACCUGUUAGACCGGCGUCUAUCUCUCUGCAGACUGUACCAAAGUUAUGCCAGGAAUCCCCUCGCACCCCAACAAGGGCGCACAUUACAGGCAGUAGGAGCUGGCAGUUGACAAGUUCCAUUUCUAUAACCAAGAGGGACUCACGUGAUUGGCACAGAGACGGCACAGGAGGAGCAGGGAUCAAUGUUCAGAGGAAAUCAUGGCCUCAGAGGAAGAAGAGUUUAACUUUGUCUUUAAAGUGGUUCUGAUUGGAGAGUCUGGGGUGGGAAAAACCAACCUCCUCUCCAGGUUUACGAGGAAUGAGUUCAGCCACGACAGCCGCACCACCAUUGGAGUAGAGUUCUCAACCCGCACGCUAACAGUAGAUGGGCACCUGGUGAAAUCACAGAUCUGGGACACCGCCGGCUUGGAACGCUACAGAGCCAUUACCUCCGCUUAUUACAGGGGAGCAGUCGGGGCUCUCUUGGUCUAUGAUAUCACCAAGCAUCAGUCUUAUGAAAAUGUGGACCGGUGGCUGAAGGAGCUGUAUGACCAUGCAGAUGCCAGCAUUGUAGUCAUGUUGGUUGGGAACAAGUGUGACCUUAAGGAUGAAGCCCAGGAGGUGCCCUCAGAGGAGGCCAAAGCCUAUGCAGAACAAAAUGGAUUGCUUUUUAUAGAAACGUCCGCCUUAGACGCCACCAAUGUGGAAGUGGCCUUUGAAACAAUCCUCCGAGACAUCUACACAAGAGUUCUGAAGUUGAAGGGGGGAAUUCAACAGCCAAGUACAAUAAACCUGUCCAAAGAGGCUUCUCCAACCCAGUCCAUCACCCAGGUUACCGAGCAGAAGAGAUCUUGUUGCCAAAACGUCUAGACUUUUGGCAACAUCACAAAUAGGAAAAUUCACAGCACAUGAAGACAAAAAGAAGUUGGAGGCCACUGAUCCAGCAAAGGACUUGAUCUCUACUUGUUAAGAUCUAGAAAUAACGUAGAGUGCUAUGGUACUCACCCCUAACAACUAGAACACUGGUAGGAACAAUGACCUUGUCUGGUGUAUGUUGGAGUCUUUUUCCCUAAAGAUUCCACCAUUAUGAUGAAAGGUUCAGUGGACCUGGUAGUACUCUAAUCCUCUUCCCUCGUAUCAACCUUGUACUUUACUUGCACAAAGUAUUAAUUAUGUUUAGCUAUCAAAAAGACAUGUGCCUCCAAGUUGCCCUUCUUCUUCCCACCAUACUACUAUUGAAGGCAAGUCCAACCCCACAGAAUUAGUAGAAGUAUGCUGGAACAGUAAUAGUGAAUGGAACCAUAAAGUGGUGGCAGCAGACCCUAUUCUAAACAUUUACCACCAAAGAGUUGGAACAUGUUUUUCUAUUGCUGUAGUUUUUAUGAAGCCGUGCAGGGCAGAGAUAGAGCAGCUAAUGUAGUAAGGAGAUAGUGAAAACCAAGAUAUAGAUUAAAAGGAUUUUUAACAAAUACAAACUUCUAUUUGGAAGUUUCUGUGGUCUGUGAAAAACUGACUAUGUCUGACUUUUGAGGCAAAAAUCUGAAAAAGCCCAAAAAAAACCUAGCAAUUCGGGAAAAAACCCCCAUACUAUUUGGAUUUUCGCUCGCUUUUUUCAUGUUUGUCCCCGAUCUGAUUAAGCAGUGCUUUUUAAAUAUUAAAUAAGGGUAAAAUGUGGAUUCUAGUUUGCUCUGACUUUAUUUUUUAUAAAAAUACUCAGAAAUAUUUUGAUAAAUAAGGCCCUAAAUGUUAACUUAAAGUUGAAUCACUUCAAAACAGACAUCGGAUUGGUUGCUAUGGGUUACUUUGUGCCUCUUAUUGCAUGUAUGGAUAAAGUGUAACUUGUAACUAUAAAGCUUGACAUUUUGGGGUUCAAGUGCUUCUUUGAGGCCCAACUUUUGGUAAGGGCUCCUCAUUCCAAGGAUGCAAACACUGCCAGGCCCCCUCAAACCACAUCAGUAUAUUCUGCAGCUGCUUCCCAACCCCAAAAAUGGACACGUGCAUUCAAUAUCAGAUAGGCAUGGAGGAAGGACACGGGCUGAUGGAACUGGUGCUGGUAGAGGGGUGGUUGCUAGUGGGUAGAAGGUUGGUCCAGGGCCCUGUGGGUUCUGCUUAUGGCAGUUAAGCCACUGGUUACAGAUAUAAGGAAUCACUACUGUAUCAGACAUUACUGGGAGUUGCAAUAACAGCGGCAUUGCAACUGCCAGCAAAACUAAUGUAAAGUGUUAAUGUUGCCAUCUGCCUGCCCCAUCUUGCUCUACUCUGAAUCUAUGUUGCACCAGCUACUGUUUUUGUCUCCUAUCCUUCCUACAUUCAACUGCAUAUUGAGGGGCCCUUAGUGUGGCCUUUAAUGGCCCCUCAGCAUGCUCUUAUAGUUAGGAAUUGUAACGGAUAACUAGUGUAUGUUUUUGUAUGGGUGUAAUAAAGGCGGCUGUGCUUGGCUGGGUCAGUAAAAAAAGUUCCAUGUCUAUUAGGCAUUAGGGAACAUUUUAUGAAUCUGCCAGAUCUAGUGGGAGGGCAAGGGUAACUGGAUCAUUUUAACAAAUAUUGGUGUGCUCUGGGCUGCUGUGUGAAUUUUAAUGUACAUGAGAAUUGUGUAAAUAAAGCUAAAGCCCUUUUUUUU
This is a messenger RNA of Xenopus laevis (African clawed frog), 2607 nucleotides long. RefSeq names its product RAB25, member RAS oncogene family S homeolog (gene rab25.S). Lineage: Eukaryota; Metazoa; Chordata; Amphibia; Anura; Pipidae. The record is from RefSeq and is marked predicted. Gene Ontology annotation, molecular function: GTP binding; GTPase activity. Gene Ontology annotation, cellular component: pseudopodium membrane.